AAGCCUUGCGAGCAAACUUUGUAGGACCAACAACAGCCUUUCACCAACUGUUACGUGUCAUGUCGAGCCUCGUAGACACCGCCCACGGCCUCUGAGUCCAAAUGACAUGAAUUCUCCUCGAUCCGCCGAAGCGUGACCAAACAUGCCCUUUCCGUUUGUGCUUUCCACCACCUCCCACAUCUCCUUUCAAGCCAGCCUUAUCUCAUCCACCCACCCGUCCCUCCCAUCCGCAACAACAUCUCAACGGGCGGCUCUCCGGGCGGCUUUGAAGGCUCACAAGAGACUGUCAGCAGCAGACCAAGCCACCAAUCUUUUGUCUCUAGCCUCCACGGCCCAAAGCUAUAUACGCUACCUCGUCACGCUCGACGUCGCUCUCUCUGGCAAACCUGUGGCUGGUGAGGUUGUUGACAUUGCACUUGCCAAAGAGCCCGAGAUCGAAUGGCGGCCAACCCUCGGCGCCAAUGCCAUCCCAGGCCGUGAGAACGAGAGGGCCAAGGGCAAGGGGCUUGACUACGAGCUUUUCUUUGUGCAUCAUACACUGGCGCUCAUUCAGAAUCUACUCGCUCGACAGUCUCUCCUCGGGCUCUACUCUUCGGUUAAUCCGACGUUAGAGCAACGGACAUCACUGAUCCAGGGUGCCUCUAAAUGCCUCCAGACGGCACACGCGAUCCAUUCCUAUCUUCUGCUGAGGGCAAACUCUUCUAGCGAUGGGCCUCCCUCAUUCCCGCCCAGUGCGGUGGAUGUGUCGGCAAGUGUGCAGUUGGCUCUGCAGCACUUGACCCAUGCCGAAUUUAAUUUGCUCUGUGUGUUGAAGGAAGACCCGUACCCCGCAAUCCUCGUUCAGUCACGGAACAAGGACGAUAAAGAGUGGAUGAUCAGAGCUCCACAGAUCGCCAAGGUUCGGGGCCAGGUAUUGACUCGGCUCUGCAUCGGAGCUGCAGAUCAUGCUUCUGCUGCUAUUGUAGCACUGAAGGUCGAGACCACAAAGGCAUCGAGAGAGCUCCUGGAAUACUGUGAUGGUAUCCACAGGGCAUCACGAGCCAAAGCUUGCAGAUUCCAGGCUCUAGAGGAGGAUACACAUGAAGGCCAAACAGGGAAAGCAAUCGCGUGGCUCAGAGCGGCCAUGAAUGAGCUGGGAGUUGAAAUGGGGAAGGAUGGUGCCAAGGCUUCGGGUCUGGGCAAACUGAAGGCGUCUUGGAUUGAACGAAGAGAAGACAAACGGAUCGAAAAAGGCAGCACCACGUGGGGGAUGGACGGCGGUAAGCUCGAGGAAGGUCGAAUCGUCGAAUACCUGGAUCAGAAGUUCAACAAACAAAACGAUACUAUCAACGUUCAGCUGAUCCCGGAGUGGAAACUGUUGCUGGCCCUAUUGCCCAGCGGGAUGAACAUGCCGGUAGCUGAGAAAUGGAAGCCGGCACCGUUGGAGGAAACAGAGUUGGCGGCAAUGAGGGCACCGCCAGACCACGACGAACUGGGCGCCACAAACAGCUCAGAUGAGAACGAAGAUAGCAUGGCGGUACCAGCAGGAGCUUUCCCUGGUACGCAACGCGAUUAUGGUAGUGGGACGAGUUAUUAUUGAAGCGGAUAGAUUCUCCAGACAGGGAAGGCUGGCACGAGACAGAACUGCACCAACGGCGUGAUCAGCAAAUGAUAGUUCUCUUUUCGACGUCUGGAGUAAUUACGCUGGCGAUAUGCUCUGCUGUCCACUGGACCAUGUGCAAUGGGCAGGAAACAUCAAGACCUGACGCAGGUUUGCAUGUUCAUAAUGUACC
Cladophialophora immunda is the source of this 1772-nucleotide messenger RNA. RefSeq lists its product as uncharacterized. Gene Ontology annotation, cellular component: plasma membrane. Gene Ontology annotation, biological process: cellular response to pH. The record is from RefSeq and is a predicted model, not a curated record. NCBI's taxonomy places the organism in Eukaryota, Fungi, Ascomycota, Eurotiomycetes, Chaetothyriales, Herpotrichiellaceae. The coding region runs from base 143 to 1579 and encodes 478 amino acids. The transcript has a single exon.